Molecule: messenger RNA, 2217 nt
Organism: Drosophila biarmipes
Lineage: Eukaryota; Metazoa; Arthropoda; Insecta; Diptera; Drosophilidae
Gene: Exo84
Product: exocyst complex component 8
Exons: 6
Coding region: 77-2086 (669 amino acids)
Biological process (GO): intracellular protein localization; Golgi to plasma membrane transport; exocytosis
Cellular component (GO): exocyst
Source: RefSeq, a predicted model, not a curated record
CUUUUCAUCACUAAGGUUACCGUGCUUCGCUGCGAAUGGUCGUGCGUCAGCUGCAGUUUACAUUCCAAAUAAAAUCAUGAAGGAGUUCGACGAUUUCAACUUCAGCGUUGAGAAAUACACCAAAGACCUCACCCAAGAAUGUGUGGGCGGCAGCGAUUUGCAGCAGCGAAAAAAGGAGAUCGAGGCCUACAACGAAACCACGGCCGCCACUUUGAAGCAAACAUGCAAAAAGAACUACAUGGAGUUCAUCCAGACGGCCAAGGAGAUAUCGCAUCUCGAGUCGGAAAUGUAUCAACUGUCCCACAUUCUGAUUGAGCAGCGCAACAUUUUGGCCACCAUGACGGAUGGCAAGACCUCCAGUCACCUGAAAGCCGAGAGCUUGGAGGCGGAGAGCUCCACGGCGGCGGAGGAGGUGGAGAACAGCCAUGCCACCCGAGCGGUGAAGGAGAUGGUGCAGGGAUUCAACGGCAACCUGGAGGGCAAGACCUUCCUCAACGAGGGAGCGCUCAUUGUGUUGGAUGGCAACGAUUACAGGCCCAUCCAGCGGGUGUUUUUUUUCCUCUUCAACGAUGUGCUGAUUGUCUGCAAAGUCAAGCCUGACAAACGCCUGGACUUCCUCACCGAGUACGAUCCCAAGAAAAUAGCUGUGAUCAACAUCAAGGACCUGGACGGCGUCAAGAACGCCAUUAACAUCAUCACGCCAGAUGGCUCCAAGAUCUACCAGAGCAUAACGGCUGCGGGCAAAACCGAGUGGAUCGAAAAGCUCGAAGAGGCCUUCCGCUUCGACCAGAAAAAGAAGAAGGGUCAGGCACCACAGCCUCCCACUCGGGCCAAACAGCAGUCGAAGGCGAACACGCCGGAAAAGGAGAGCACUCCACAGAGUCCGGCUGAACCCAAGUCCCUGGAGGACGAGACGCCCGAGUGGCUAGGCACGGCCAGCGAGGAGAUUCAAACGUUGGUGGCCCAGCGGCACUUCGAGGAUGCCCAGGAGCUGAUCAAGCGCACCCAGGACUUUUUGCGAAACGAGAGCAGGAAGAAGGUGCCACUGGCGGAGGCCAUCGAGAGCAAGGUGAAGCAGCAGGAGCUGAAGCUGAUCAAUGUGCUGCUCAACGAGCUGUCCAACAGCCACAAUCGCAAUCUGCAAAUCGCUUUGAGGGCGGCCAAGAGACCCCUGAAGAUCCUCGUGGAGAUGGGACGCUAUCGGCAGGCCAGUGCCACUCUGCUGAAGGUCUGCGCUGUUAGCUUGAGGGUGGCACAAAGGGAGGCGCGCAGGAAUAACGCGGAUAUCUCGGAGCUGUUCUUCUGUGAUCUGACGCAGGUGGCCUGCGAUUUCCUCACCGCCUUCGAGCAGCAACCAGCUUGCGUUAGUGCUCUCGUGGUCUGGUGCAAUGCCGAGCUGCAAUACUUUGCCAGCCAGCUGAUCAAGCACUAUCUGACCAAAGGAACCUCCCUGGAGGCGGUGGCCAAGUGCGUGGAGCGUGUGCGCAAGCCUUCGACUAAGCUCACUGAGAUUGGCCUGGACAUCAGCUACCAUUUGGAGGGACUCCUGCGCACCACACUCGAAUCGCUGAUCGAGGAGUCCAAGGAGCGGCUGCUGGACUCCGUGGGUCGCACCGAGGAGAGCUGGCAGCCGUACAACCUGCAGACCAAGUCGAAUCUGAAGCGGCUGCUCCUCGAGCUGGAUGUCCUGGGCAUCGAUGUGCGGGCCCAGGCCACGGGCGACACCUGGAUAAACCUCACCCAGUCGACGGUGGUCUUCAUCAGGCACUUCCUGCAGCUCACCGAGUACUGUGGCUGCCUGGCCAAGUGUGAGACGCUGCUGCAGAGUCUGGAACUCCUGCUGAAGGAGCUGUUUAUAUCUCAACAUUCGCUGAAACCUCCCAGCGACAUGGCCGUGGAUCCCAACUUUGUGAUGAAGAACAAGAUCUUUCUGGUGGACAACCUGCUGCCCAUUGCCAUCGACAAGUUCCGCCAGAUCUCGGGCCGCCAGUGCGAAGGCUUGCGGGAGCUGCACAAGAAAAUGUCCCGCCAGCAGGGUGCCCCAUUGCCGCGCCAGCGAAGUGUCUACACCACAGAUGUGUUUUAAGCGAGAAUUAAUCUAUAAGUAAUGGUUCUCGAGGCAGAACUUUAAAAUAAGAUGAAUUUGGUGUAACACCAAAAGGAUUCGGUUGAUUCCCCGUUUUUAAGGUAGCAAUCCUUGGAGAUUUACUUUCGAUU